AGGAACUGGUGCUGAUGUAUGGGCUUGGUUGUAUUAUGGCUGAAUGUUUAACUAGAUAACCACUUUUUAGAGGAGAUAGCUAAAUUUCUAUGCUAUUUAAAAUCAUGGAAGUAAUGUAUAUAAUUCUAUGUUUAAGUUGCUUGGAACUCCAUCUGAUGAUAACUAUUAUCAAGACUUCCCCAUUUUAAGAUGAAUUUUCCAAAUUUUAAUGCCAAAAAAUUGACUUCAGUUAUUCCAAUAUUAGAAAAUGAUCAAAAUGCCCUGAAAGUUCUACAGGCUAUGCUGUAAUUCAAUCCAAGCAAACGACCAUAAGCAAAAGAUUUAUUAAAUUAUAAAUGGUUUGAUGAUAUAAGAAAUGCUCAUUGA
Molecule: messenger RNA, 366 nt
Organism: Paramecium octaurelia
Lineage: Eukaryota; Ciliophora; Oligohymenophorea; Peniculida; Parameciidae
Source: the annotation of a GenBank genome assembly